This is a messenger RNA of Chenopodium quinoa (quinoa), 1852 nucleotides long. Its product is annotated as ammonium transporter 1 member 2-like. Gene Ontology annotation, cellular component: membrane. Gene Ontology annotation, molecular function: ammonium channel activity. NCBI's taxonomy places the organism in Eukaryota, Viridiplantae, Streptophyta, Magnoliopsida, Caryophyllales, Amaranthaceae. The coding region runs from base 118 to 1617 and encodes 499 amino acids. The transcript has a single exon. The record is from RefSeq and is a predicted model, not a curated record. Gene Ontology annotation, biological process: ammonium homeostasis; ammonium transmembrane transport.
CAACUUCCUUUAUAUAUACAAACACUUCUCCCAUCCCAUGCCAUUAUAACACUGCUUGUAACAUCAUCUAUCUCUUAUCUCUACUUCUCUUUGAUUGUUUUUUAUCUACCAACAAUAAUGUCGUGCAACGCUGCCGAGCUACUUCCUCUCCUAGGCGGCACGGCUAAUGCUAGCGCCGCUGCUUCGUACCUAUGUGACCGUUUUACAACGGUGACAUACGCCGUGGACAACACGUACUUGUUGUUCUCGGCGUACUUGGUGUUUGCCAUGCAACUUGGGUUCGCGAUGUUGUGUGCUGGCUCGGUUCGGGCUAAGAAUACGAUGAAUAUCAUGCUUACGAAUGUUCUAGAUGCGGCUGCUGGCUCGCUUUCGUAUUACUUAUUUGGAUUUGCUCUUGCUUUUGGUGCCCCUUCUAAUGGUUUUGUUGGGCGUCAUUUCUUUGGUCUUAAGAACAUUCCUGAGUCUACUGACUCGGGAACGUUUGACUAUAGUUUUUUCUUGUAUCAAUGGGCCUUUGCAAUCGCGGCCGCUGGGAUUACCAGCGGCUCGAUUGCAGAGAGGACCCAGUUUGUGGCGUAUCUUAUAUACUCCACUUUUUUGACUGGGUUUGUAUACCCAAUUGUUUCUCAUUGGUUUUGGUCAGUAGAUGGAUGGGCUAGCCCAACCAAUACUGACAAUUUAUUGUUCGGGUCGGGUGUAAUUGAUUUUGCUGGGUCUGGUGUGGUCCAUAUGGUUGGUGGGGUAGCGGGACUAUGGGGAGCUUUUAUUGAGGGCCCGAGGAUCGGUCGUUUUGACCGGUCGGGUCGCUCCGUUGUUCUAAGGGGCCAUAGUGCUUCUUUGGUAGUACUAGGGACAUUCUUGCUUUGGUUUGGAUGGUAUGGGUUUAACCCGGGUUCAUUUUUGACUAUUCUAAAGGCGUAUGGGUCUCCAGGAGGUUAUUAUGGUCAAUGGAGUGGGGUUGGGAGGACAGCUGUCACCACAACAUUGGCGGGAUCGACCGCAGCGUUGACUACCUUAUUUGGUAAGAGGUUGUUGGCUGGGCAUUGGAAUGUGAUAGAUGUGUGCAAUGGGCUAUUGGGUGGGUUUGCAGCAAUUACUGCUGGAUGUUCUGUUGUUGAGCCUUGGGCUGCUAUUGUUUGUGGGUUUGUGGCUGCUUGGGUUUUAAUUGGGCUAAACAAGUUAGCUGAAAAGGUCAAGUAUGAUGACCCACUUGAGGCAGCCCAAUUGCAUGCCGGUUGUGGCGCGUGGGGCCUACUCUUUACCGGUCUAUUCGCUAGUAAACACUAUGUCGGGGAGGUGUACGGGUUGGAUCGGCCUUACGGAUUAUUUAUGGGUGGUGGGGGAAGACUACUCGCGGCCCAAGUGAUCCAAAUCCUUGUUGUGUUCGGGUGGGUUACCGCCACAAUGGCUCCACUUUUCUUAAUCCUUAAGAAGCUCAAAUUGUUACGGAUCUCAAGUGAAGAUGAAACCGCGGGUAUGGAUAUGACCCGACAUGGCGGGUUUGCCUACGCGUACCAUGACGAAGAUGACCCGUCACAAAGACCCUCCUUCAUGAUGAGGAAAAUAGAGCCAACUAGCACUACUCCUAGUCCUCAAAAUGGUGGAAGAAAUGUAUGAUCUUGUGCAAACUAAGCAUGACUAAAGAAAUUCACCAUUUAUAGGUUGAGUUCAACUUUUAAGGGUAGUUUUUUAUACGUAAGUUGAAAUGUUUUUGCCCAUAUUUUUGCUUUCGUAUGAUUUCUAACGUUAUUGCUCGUGUAGUCGUGUAUAAGUGUGUACAUUAAUUAUUUAGUUGGUAAAAUUGCAUAUUUUUCCACCCUUUUAAGCAUGAUUUGAUUUUUGUUAUUGUGAA